AUGAACUCACGAACCCACGCUGAUAUUAUGACGCUAUCGCCCGAGGACACCAGUGAUGACCACCCUUUCGAGUACUCCCGUGUCAUUGGCAUCUUCCAUUGUGACGUUCAACAUAAACUCCGUGGCUAUGUCUCAGCUGCUGUUCCUGUCACCUUUCUCUGGGUCCGCCGCUUCCGGCUAGACAAAUCUUGGCGCGGUGGUUUUAAACGACGACGACUUCACCGCCUCGAGUUUGUUCCCGAGCUUGACGAUACCGCAUAUGCUUUUGUCAACCCUGACAAGGUCAUCCGUGAAGCCCAUCUUAUCCCUGCCUUCGCGCGCGGGCUCAUCGACAACUCCGACAUCCCAUCACUUGGCCGGCCUAAUGGUCGACAAGACUGGCUCUACCACUAUGUGAACUUCUUUGUUGAUCGCGACAUGCUGAUGCGCUAUCUUGGUGGUGGCGUGGGCCAUUCCUAUCAGGUCUUUGUUCCAGAUCCUGAGCCAGAUGCUGCUGAAAUGGAGAUUGAGGAGUGGUCUGAUGGUGAGGUUAAUGAGAUUCUGACUGACACUGAGUCAGAGGGGUCUGUCCUGGGGCAGGAUGAGCCCUUGGAACCAGAGCUGGACAACUCAGACCUUGAAGAGGAGAAGGAGGAGGAGGAUUUGGCUGCACAGUCUGGUUCUGACAGAGACUCAGAGUGGGACAGUGAGUCUGACUCUGACUCUGACUCUGGUGAGCCUGAUUUAGGGCCUGAGGAUGGGGAGGACAUUGGCGAUGCACAGGCUGCAGAUAACUAUGAUAUUUCACUUUAA
Molecule: messenger RNA, 792 nt
Organism: Mycena indigotica
Lineage: Eukaryota; Fungi; Basidiomycota; Agaricomycetes; Agaricales; Mycenaceae
Exons: 2
Coding region: 1-792 (263 amino acids)
Source: RefSeq, a predicted model, not a curated record